CAGAGAGGCGGGACUUAAGUGAAACAUGCAACUGUGUGAUUGGCUAGGUGGCGCAUGACGACAAACGGAAGUUAUUGAGCCCUGUGUGCUGUGUGCUGUGUACAUGCGUCAAAUACAAACAUGGAACAAACUAAAGACUCUAGCAGCAUGUCCCAGGUCCGGCGUGUUGUGCUGGUCCUGUCUGGGAAGGGAGGUGUGGGUAAGAGCACCAUCACCACAGAGCUAGCUCUGGCUUUCAGGCAUGCUGGGAUGAAGGUUGGCAUCCUGGACGUUGACCUGUGUGGGCCCAGUAUCCCCCGCAUGCUGAGUGUGGGCCGGCCUGAUGUGCACCAGUGUGACGCAGGAUGGGUGCCGGUCUACACUGAUGCCGAGAAGAGCCUCGCCCUGAUGUCCAUCGGUUUCCUGCUGGAGGACCCGGAUGAAGCAGUGGUGUGGAGGGGGCCCAAGAAAACAGCAAUGAUUGCCCAGUUUGUGUCAGACGUAGCAUGGGGAGAGCUGGAUGUGCUGCUGGUGGACACACCGCCAGGGACGUCCGAUGAGCAUAUUUCCAUAGUGGAGAACCUUAAAAAACACAGAGUGGAUGGAGCCGUUUUGGUCACGACACCACAGGCGGUAUCCACGGGGGAUGUGAGGAGAGAGAUCACCUUCUGCAAGAAGACAGGUGUCCGGAUCCUGGGCAUCGUCGAGAACAUGAGUGGAUUUGUUUGUCCGCACUGCUCAGAGUGCAGCAAUAUAUUCUCAAAGGGUGGCGGUGAAGACUUAGCCAAGCUGACUGGAUGCCCAUUCCUAGGUUCUGUGCCCUUGGAUCCUCUGCUCAGCAGCUGUAUAGAGGAGGGCAAAGACUUCAUAAAGUCGUUUCCCGACAGCGCCACCUUCAGUGCCAUCAGCAGCAUUUCUCAGACUCUGCUCAGCAGCCUCCAAACAGCUUGAGUCACAAGUCUGUAUUGUGUUUACAUGUUAGCACAUAGGCUCAGAAAUGUAAGUCAUUGUGCAGAUUGUAAUGAUUUCUAUGUUGCAUUUUUGUCCUGUACAGUUAAACACUAUGGAAAAUAAAAUUAUUUACUGAUUA
This is a messenger RNA of Sebastes umbrosus (honeycomb rockfish), 1069 nucleotides long. RefSeq names its product nucleotide binding protein 2 (MinD homolog, E. coli) (gene nubp2). Gene Ontology annotation, molecular function: 4 iron, 4 sulfur cluster binding; ATP binding; ATP-dependent FeS chaperone activity. NCBI's taxonomy places the organism in Eukaryota, Metazoa, Chordata, Actinopteri, Perciformes, Sebastidae. The coding region runs from base 121 to 930 and encodes 269 amino acids. Gene Ontology annotation, biological process: iron-sulfur cluster assembly. Gene Ontology annotation, cellular component: cytosol. The record is from RefSeq and is a predicted model, not a curated record. The transcript is spliced from 7 exons.